Molecule: messenger RNA, 2749 nt
Organism: Scleropages formosus (Asian bonytongue)
Lineage: Eukaryota; Metazoa; Chordata; Actinopteri; Osteoglossiformes; Osteoglossidae
Product: sorting nexin-18-like
Exons: 2
Coding region: 238-1962 (574 amino acids)
Biological process (GO): endocytosis; mitotic cell cycle; protein transport
Cellular component (GO): cytoplasmic vesicle; plasma membrane
Molecular function (GO): protein binding; phosphatidylinositol binding
Source: RefSeq, a predicted model, not a curated record
UGAACAGUUACGAAAGGGGCGGCGGUUGGAGUGAGAAUUUUAAACUUUAAACUAGUUUUUGGUGUUAAGCCCUGAAGAGGCUGCUGCAUAACGAGUUUUGCGUUGAUGGUGACGGUGCUGACAGCAGGAGAAGUGGAAAUUCAUAAUAGUGCCUGUGAGUAAAGUAGUUUUUACGAAAUCCUCGUCAGAGCGCGUUUUGCUGGUUUUGCUCUGUUUUCUCGGCUUCGUGCCAAACUAAUGGCGCUGAAGGCAAGGGUCCUGUAUGAGUUCAACUCCGAAAACCCGGGCGAGAUCACAGUGAAGGAGAAUGAAGUGGUUGUUUUGCACAGCGAGCAGGACAUAGAGGGCUGGCUGGAAGGCACGAACGCCCGCGGGGAGAGGGGGCUCUUCCCCGCCUCCUACGUGGAGGUACUCAGAGGGGACGCGGUGACUCCCUCGCGACACGGCGGCACCGCCUCCUUCAAAGCGGACGCUCAGGUGGACAGCUUCGCCAAAGCCGUGGCUCCCAGCUUUCCCAAAGCCGUGGCUCCCAGCUUCGCCAUCCUGCCUGCUCCGUCCCAGAAUCAGCACAAGUAUCAGGUGAGUCAUCACGGGAGCGAGGAAGACUGGGACGAUGACUGGGAUGACAGCUCAGCCGCUGCGGAUGAGCCCGCGGGCGCAGGGGGGGGUGACCCCGACUUCCAGGGCAACGGACCUUCCACAUAUCGCUUGUCCACCUCCGUGGCGAGAGGAGGCUAUCCUCAACAAGCCAAGAGUUCCGGAACCGUGGGCAGGAAUCUCAACAGGUUCUCAACUUUUGUGAAAUCCGGCGGGGAGGCGUUCGUACUGGGGGAGGCCUCCGGCUUCGUGAAGGACGGGGACAAGAUCUGUGUGGUGAUGGGACAGUAUGGUCCGGAAUGGCAGGAGAACCCUUACCCGUUCACGUGUACCAUUGAUGACCCUACGAAACAGACCAAGUUUAAAGGCAUGAAAAGCUACAUUUCGUAUAAGCUCACACCCACACACACGCAGAACCCGGUGAACAGGAGAUACAAACACUUUGACUGGCUGUACGCCAGGUUGGUUGAGAAAUUCCCGGUCAUCUCCAUACCCCAUAUCCCCGAGAAGCAGGCCACAGGGAGGUUUGAGGAGGACUUCAUUGCCAAGAGAAGGAAAGGACUGAUAUGGUGGAUGAACCACAUGACCAGUCAUCCAGUGUUGGCCAGGUGUGAUGUUUUCCAGCACUUCCUCACCUGCAGCAGCACAGAUGAAAAAGCCUGGAAGCAAGGGAAAAGGAAAGCAGAGAAGGAUGAGAUGGUGGGAGCCAGUUUCUUCCUGACCAUCAGCACACCUGCGGUCCCUCUCGAUCUGCAAGAUGUAGAGAGCAAAAUUGACGGGUUUAAGGCUUUCACCAAGAAGAUGGAUGACAGCGUGCUCUAUGUCAGUGCAACCAUAAGUGAAUUUGCCAGGAAGCAGAUGUUGGGGUUUAAAAAAGAGUACCAGAAAGUCGGACAGUCCUUCAAAGUGCUCAGUCAGGCAUUUGAACUUGACCAGCAGCCAUUCUCUGUGGGUUUAAAUGAGGCCAUAGCAUUCACUGGAGAGGUCUAUGAUGCCAUUGGCGAGUAUUUUACAGAGCAGCCCAAGCAGGACCUGGAGCCUGUGAUGGAUCUGUUAACCCUUUAUCAGGGACAUCUGGCUAACUACCCAGACAUCAUCCAUGUCCAGAAAGGUGCUCUGACCAAGGUGAAGGAAAGCCAAAAGCACGGAGAAGAGGGCAAGGUGGAUCACCCACAUUCUGAGGGUAUCCGGGAGCGCUGCAAUAUCAUCUCCUUUGCCACACUUGCCGAGAUUAACCACUUCCACCAGAUCCGUGUGCGCGACUUCCGGGCCCAGAUGCAGCACUACCUUCAAGAGCAGAUUGGAUUUUUCCGGAAGAUCACUAGCAAGCUGGAGGAGGCACUACAGAAGUAUGACAGUCCAUAAGGUGGAGUCUGCAGGGGAAUGGAGAGCAAAAGUGUUGUUUUUCAUUCUUAUCUAGUUCAAGUGAAUUGUAUUCCCUGAAGUCUGGAUUUUAUGGCUGAGGCUCAGAAGGGUUCUUUUAAAAAAAAAAAACUCCUUUCUUAAACACAAAGUAUGUACAGGAGUCUGCAGUCCUAAAAAUUUUGAACAGAACUGUUGAUAAAAUACAUUUUAAAUGGAAUGUACACACCUGUGUGCAAAACAUCUUUUAUGAAUGUCAGAAGAAAUACGGCAUUGGCUUUUAAGUAUCAAGUAACAAAACCGUAUAUUACAAUAAAAGAACUAUUCAGUGAAAAUUAACUUUGCUAGGCCUUUGUAAGAUUUUAUCAUAUAUGCCCAUAGCAUAGAUUCCGGGAUCAACAAGAAGUUUACAUUUGCCACUUGCACCUUCUAAAUCUGCCUAUUCUUUCUAUAUGUAACUUAAAAUGUGCAGUACACUCAGUAAGUUGUAAGACUAGCUACUGUGUGAUGACAUUGCAGCCAAGAAGUUAUAAGACUGGCUAUGGUGUGAUGGUGGCAAGUCUUAGAACUCAUGGAAUGUACCAUCUAUAGAGUGCGUGUGUCUUUGUGCACACUUGCUUUUAAUUUUUGGCAGGUUUAUCAAAGACGGAAGAAUAGUAUAUAUUUUGCGUUUGCUUCGACUUAGUUUCUGUAUUUGGACAGUUGCCUUUUUGGGUGGGUAAAUUAAGAGUCAUAUAACAUACAUUAAGAAAUAUUUUUGGAAAUGUGAAGAAGUGAUCUAUAAUAAAUA